AUGUCAGGUCGAGCGGCUAAUUUUUGCAAAGAAGAGGAGCUUUUCCUUAUUAGUUUAAUUGAUAAGUAUAAAAAUGUAAUCGAGUCAAAAAAAAGUGAUGCAAAUUCAUGGAAGGACAAAGAAAUGGCAUGGAAAAAAGUGGAAGCAGAAUUUAACGCUUCAUGCAAGACUAAUGGAGUCAGGCCAUUAAAAGUUUUAAAAGAAAAAUAUAGGAAUCUCAAGAAAAAAACCAAAGAGAAGUUUUCAAGAGCCAAAAUGGAACUUAUAAAAACUGAGGUCCUGUUUAUAAGCCCCCAAUAG
Ceutorhynchus assimilis (cabbage seed weevil) is the source of this 300-nucleotide messenger RNA. The record is from the annotation of a GenBank genome assembly. NCBI's taxonomy places the organism in Eukaryota, Metazoa, Arthropoda, Insecta, Coleoptera, Curculionidae.